This is a messenger RNA of Prorocentrum cordatum, 653 nucleotides long. The record is from the annotation of a GenBank genome assembly. Lineage: Eukaryota; Dinophyceae; Prorocentrales; Prorocentraceae.
CUCGGCAGGAAGUAUGCGACGGCAGCCAACAAGCCCAAUGCACACCUGUGGUCGGCCGUCUACGCCUCGCUAGACGCCGACUCGCUCAUUGUGAACAAGGGCAGGAUCCCGGAGUUUCAGCUGCUUGGGAACGCUCACGCCGACAAGCUGGCGAAGGCGGGGGCGGCCCUCCACAUGGUCAGCGCGGCGGCCAGGCGGGAGUUCUUCGGCACGAUGGAGGUCGUGAGAGAGCUCCCCAGGUGGAUCGCGCAGGCCUCGAUCGUCCAGGACAGGGACUCCAAGGACUGCGAAGGCCUUCCUGAGUGCGACGAGCACAGGACUGCUGUCACCUUCGCGGUCCCGCUGGAGGAGUGUGCUGACGGCCCGCGGGCGGCUCCCGUGAACAGGUCGGGCUCACCGCCCGCCGCCGCUGGGGCCCGUGGGGAGCUGGCUAGCAGCCGCCCCGCCGCUGUCGGCGCCUGGGCCUCGGCGGCGCGUGACGGGGGAGUCGCGCUGGGCGCCCUAGUCUCCGCCGUCGCAGGCCACGCCCUCGCGCGCGCCAGGCGCGGCGAGGACGGCGACCAGCAGGAGAUCAUUGCGUGCACCAGAUGUGGUGCGUAUGCGAGGCUUGGCGGACGCCCUGGCCCGCAGCUCAAGCUCAGGGAGCGCUCGCU